ACUCUUCAAUGGAUAUAUUUAAUUGAUUUACAUCUUUGUUACAACAAUCAUGAGUAAAGCCUUGACUUUCACAGCGAUUGCCGCCACCGCCCUUGUUGGGUACGCCGUAUACUUUGACUACAGCCGUAGAAACUCUGCUGAAUUCAGAAAGUCCUUGAAGAAGAAGGCCGUUAAGCACGAAAAGAAUGCCGCUAAGAAGGAUGAACAAAGUAAGAAAUCUAAAUUAGAACUUGUUAAAUUGGCUCUUGCUGCCGAUUUGGAAGCCAACCCAAUCCCAACCGACUUGAGCGAAAAGGAAAACUUUUUCAUGCAACAAGUUGCUCUUGGUGAACAAUUAGGUUCUUUGCCAAACAAGAAGAUUGAUGCCGCCAUUUGUUUCUACAAGGCCUUGGCUGUCUAUCCUAACCCAACUGAUAUUCUUGGUAUCUACCAAAGAUCUGUUCCUGAAGAUGUGUACGAGUUGGUUGUUAUGAUGAUUGCCGUGCAACCACCUGCAGCUGUCACCAACAUUUUGGGUGGCGGUGUUUCUGGUGCUUCUUCUGCCGCUGCUGCUGCCGCUGCUGCCAAUGUUCCAGUUGAAGAACAAAAGCCUUCUGAAGAAGACUUGGAUUAAAUGACAAAUAGACACACGUUAAGACGUUGAAGAAAAGACGUGUGAUGAGUUAACCUAGGGGGCUAAGAGGGGGUUCUAUUUUUUGGAGCAACUAUAGACGAAAAGAAAACAAAACAAAUGUUGCUGACUUGAUGUUACUACUCUG
Molecule: messenger RNA, 758 nt
Organism: [Candida] anglica
Lineage: Eukaryota; Fungi; Ascomycota; Pichiomycetes; Serinales; Debaryomycetaceae
Source: the annotation of a GenBank genome assembly